UCGACUGUGAUUAUGGAUUCACGAUUUUUCUCCCGUUGUUUAGCCUUUUGUAUGCUCUUAUCAUUUAAACUAGCUGAAGCUUCCAAAGAUUUGUACCGAUGCCCUGUUGUUGUUCGACGAGACCUCAGUAAACAUUAUAGUGUGAGAACUUUCCAGGACAAGUGUUAUGUGUUUGUUUCCCGUGAAGGAACAUGGGUUACUGCAAGAGAACAAUGCCAUAGAUGGGGAGGAGAGCUUGUUUCUAUUCCUAAUGAACAUAUAAUGAAUUUCUUGAAACGGACAUUGGGUAGUUUACGAUGGACAAAUACAGGCACAUGGAUUGGUGCUAAUAGUAGAAGUGGGGGUGUAUGGAGAUGGACUACUGGUGAACGACUCCAGUGGGGUUACUGGGCCCCUGGCCAGCCUAGCAAAUCACUUGGAUUGUUUUCUAUUGAGGACUGCGCCCUGAUGAAAAGACAAGAUGGCUAUCGUUGGCAUGACUACCAUUGUGACACAGACAUGUUCUUCAGAUACAGAUCUGUAUGUGAUUUCCGUAUGUCACCUCCUACGACUACCACUACCACCACCACAACCACCACUACUGUUAGCACCACAUCUUCAACCUCUACAACCCCCUCCACCACCACCACCACUACCACCGAGGCAAGCACCACGGCAAACAUGACCCUUGCCCCAACUGCAGAAUCACCCCCCUCUAGUCAGGAGCCUGAACUGGUUGUUGCAUAUGUUCCGAAGUUAGGCUCUAAUCAUGAUAAGCCAAAGAUAUUGGAAAGCCAAAAAAUGGAUUCAGGGUAUCAAAAAGCAUACGAAAAUGCCCAUAUUGAUGCUGAAAAAGCCUCGUCAACAGGUGAUCGCCAUAUGGAAUCAGAGACCCACACAGAUAAAGACAGUCUGCUGAUAGGGUUUAUAUCGGGAACAGUGGCGGUUCUGUUGUUGGCAGUGUUUGGCUUCAUCUUCUGUGGUAAGAGGUUCCAUCGAAAGAAGCCUGUGGAUGAAAUGUCAGUGAGGUUUGAAAAUCUCAACUAUGCUCGUAUAGAUCAGCGUGAUCAGGGACCACAACGGGCGCAGAGUAAUAUCUACAUGGACACCAGUGAUAUGAAUCGACUGUAUGAUGUGGUCACCAAGCAAGUCGACCAUGGGGUCAACCGCUAUGACACUCGGUACACAUCUACCCUGCAGGCCAAGGGGGGUGCAGAGGGGGGCAAAGACAUGUGUUGUAGUGAGGAUCCAGAUUACGAGACUCCUAUUAAGAAGUGUGCACCUUCAAGAGAUGACAACCCUCCAGCCCCUCCUCUCCCUUGUUUGAACAACCGAAGGCCUUUACCAGUCCGUGAGAGUGAAUAUGUGGAUAUGUCCGUAGGAAGCAGACAAGGAAAAGCUACCAAUCUCAUCAACGAGGCUAAUCGUGUGGUUGAUCCAAGCAAGCCAAGUAAUCUGGAGCAGCGAGUGGAAUCCACAGACCAGCCCUUGUAUGCUAAUGACAAUGCUGUCAAUGAAGCGUUGGAACAUGGUAGUGAGGAUGAGAGUGUCCAGCCAUUCCUCCAAGACAAUCCGAUUGAGAGCACAACAGCACAAGAGGCAGAACAAAUCUAUGAGACUGUGCAGUGAUAACUUGGGCCCAAUCUCAAACAUCCACUGUGUUCAUCAUUAUCAUCAAGUGGGUGUUGCUAACUUCAUACUGUAUUUAUUUUGCAAUAAGCCUAAGGGUGCCAUCAUAUUAAUAAGAGUUCAGGGAUGGGCUUAGAGACAAUAAAUCAGCAUUUGUUUAAUGUUGCUGAGCAACAAUAUAUGGCUUAUUACUAGGCAUGGGCUUAUUACUAGAUAAAUAUGGUAUUAUUAGCUGCCUGCUAACCUGGAUUGUGCUUAUAUGUUUAUUUCAGAAAGAAACUUCUAACAUAAAACAGAAGUUGUGAACUCCUACAAAAUGUAUUCAGACUUUCCCGACUAACUAGAGCUUUUUCGUUUGUGACCAUGUACUAGUUCAGAAGUUGUAUAGUUCACUUCUUUUCUCUGGAUAAUGGAUCUCGGUUUGAAAUGUACACCUAAGCUAUAUUAGAGACUCUAACUGCCAUAGUGAGGAGGAAUUUUGCCAUAUUUGUACAGACACAGGAAAACCAUUUUAUACUGUCACUAUUUCGGCAUUGUAUAAAGGGGUCUGUGAUACAUUGAGUGAGAUUGAUAAAUGAAUAUGUAAAGAGGAUGUUUAAAAUGCCUAUAUUACAAAGAUAUUGUUGAAGGUGAGCUGUUAAGUAAAAAGUAAAAAGUUAUCAAAGCAGCUGCUUGAUAUAGGAGUAUAUGAUAUUAUUCUUGUUAAUGUACAAUUAUUGUGUUACUCUUACACUGUAAAUGUUCAUGUGCCAGUGCAAGUGUCUGCUUUUGCCUCAGUAAUUUCACACUCAUCCAUAAAAUGGUAAAUGUAGAAUAAGGACCUAGAAAAUAGAUCCUCCAGGGCUUCCAGUGUUAUGUAACCUGUCAAUAUUAGGGUUAAAUUAAUGUUACCUGGCAGUACAAGGAUGAUAUAAACCAAUCAGCAAUAUUGAUACUGAUGCAAAUUGUAACACAGUUUAUCCUUUUUGUCAGAAUUUUUAGUCAUUAUUUUUAUUUAGUCUUUGUUGUUUGUUAUUUAUUGACUUUUUCAGACACCUGGGAUACCAAGUGACCAAUUGUGAUCUCUUUCUUAAAAACCCCUUGACCAAUUUUUAUAAAAUUUAGUAGAAUACUCCAUUGCCAGAGAUUAACCAAAAUUAUGAAUGAUAUGGUUCUGCCCCAAGCAGCCCUUGAGUGGUUGGGUCAAAGGGGUUCAUACAGUGCUUCACAAAAAUCUUAAAAUUCAUCAGCCAAGGAUCUCAUAUUUCCCCUUGGGCAGGGAUAAAGUUUAAUAAUGUAAUUAUAGGAAAAUUACAUUUCAGAGCAUAAGUUGAUUGAUUUCUGUUAGAAAUCAUUUCCGGUUAGAAUUCUCAACUUUGCACUACAUGUAGAAUGUAGUUAGAAUUAUCUGACUUUGUCAACAAAAUGAUUUCUAAUAUUGGUUGGUAGAGCUAAUGCUGUGUAGUAUUAAGUAGCAGAUUUCCUCUGCUUCUCCCUUGGAUACUUGAAGGUAUGCAGGGGAUUGGUGAAUUAGGAUAAGCUCAAAUCAGGGGAAUCAAUGACAACAAAUUAGGGAAAGGUUUUUUGAAAUGGUUUUGUCUACAGUAUUGGGCUUCUUCAUGGAUUCAUGGUCCAGGAAAAGCCUAAUACUGAGGGCAAAACUGGUAGACAGACUACCUAAUAAAUUACAAAGAACCUGUCUCUUACUUGUUGGGGUUGAUACUCCUGAUUCAUAUCUAAUUGCAACAAAUCAACAUUUUUUAUAAAAUCUAGAUGACAUUUAUUGCCCUUUUGCCUCUUUUUUUAUCACCAUUUGUAAAAAGAAAAAUGAAAUCUGACAAUUGCGCAAUUCAUCAUGUUGUACUGAUGUGUUUUUCUUUAGUAUGGUACAGAUUCUUUAAAAAGUCAGUCAUUCCAAAGGAUAUCUGUAUACAUGUACAACAUUGAAGUAAACUCACUAGAAAUUUAAUGUUACACUGAUGUAUUACAAGAGAUCAUGUUUUGUUAUCUUCCUUAAUCACUACAUCCACUACAUCCACUUCUUCCUUAAUCACUAUAUCCACUUCUUCCUUAAUCACUACAUCCACUCCUUCCUUAAUCACUACAUCCACUUCUUCCUUAAUCACUACAUCCACUUCUUCCUUAAUCACUACAUCCACUUCUUCCUUAAUCACUACAUCCACUUCUUCCUUAAUCACUACAUCCACUACAUCCACUUCAUCCAUUUUUCUACAGUUUUUUGUAUUCUUAACUGCUUUGUACAUAUGUGGAUGUAUGGGAAAAUGCUUGUCCACAGUUUUUUCAUGUUCUCACUUAAAAAAGUUAAUUUUUUGCUCACUGUUAAUGUCUGCUUGAAAUGAACAAAAAAAACAUUAAUAACAGUUUGAACAUGAGACAUCAGCUCAUUUUUUGUUAAUAGUAAAAAUGUGACAGUCACAAAAAUGGAUUUAGUCACAAAAAUGGAUUUGAAUUGUUUAAUUUAGAUGAAAAAACUGAUAUUUUGUUUAACAACAUGAUUUUAGAUUUAGGGAUACUUGAUUAUGAAAACAGUUUUAUUUUGAAAUGGGAUGAAGAUCCUGAUGUAGCAUUGUAUAUUGUAAGGACCAAUGCAUGUUUCUAGUCAGUAGCAUCUUUAUGAAUCUGUAUAUAUGUAUAUAACAAAAUCAGAAUGUAUCUAGUCCCAUUAUAAUGUAGUGGAAAUCACAGAUUGUACAUUGUAAAUAUAUAUCACUGCUACCUAGUCUAUACAGAAAGCAAACCUUCAAAAUGUACUUAUAAUAUACUGAUACAGUCAGUAUUAAACACAGUGUUCGUUAGUCAAAUAGAAAGCAAUGUUUUAAUCUAUAGUUUUCCUUCGAUCUAGAAAUACUUGCCAGAUAAACAUUUAAGUGAAUUAAAAUUUUCUCAUGGCAAUAUGAAAAGCUAAUGUAGAUAAAUUCAAUUUGCACAUAAUUUUUUGAAGUCCCAAAAUCAUGAUUUAUAUAGUUUCAAACAGUGAUAAAUGAAGCUUUAUAUCUAUAUUAAGGGCAUUAAAGAGAACAAAUGCUGGGCAUUAAAGAGAACAAAUGCUGGGAAUUAAAGAGAACAAAUGCUGAUGUGAUUUAGUUGAAUAUUUUUUUAAACAAAAGAAGCUUGUAGAUUUUUUUAUGAAGUUUUUUUGUAACAGGUGAAAAUAGUGCUUGUACUGUGUGAUGCAGUACAUUACCAUUACUGAAGAUUGUCUUUUUUUCUUUUUAAGUAAAGGCAUAUACCAGAUACUAUUACUUCAGUGAAACAAAAGGAACACUACCAGAUAACAUUUUUAUUAAAUUUUGUUUCACUUCUGUUUGAUAAUCUACCUAAUAUGCAGUAUACAACAGAUUGUAGUCCUUUUAUGUAUAGAACUCUAUGUACAUCUACAUACUGUAGACAGGUUUUACUAUCAAUUAUUAAAGAUACAUCAUGACCUUUAGAAAACAUUAAUUGAUCAAGUCAGUGUUUUCAAGGACAGAUGUGAAGUUGAUUUUUCUGUCUUUAUCAUGGACAAAGAAUAUUAAGCCUGUGUCUUUAUUAAAAAUGUGAUUUAUAAUCCUAAAUUGAAUUUGCAUACUUUUUAUUAAGAUUUAAAGUUAACAAACACUGCAUAAACUAAAGUAACUUAUAUUUUUGAACUAAUAUCAUUUGCAUAUACUUAUACCAAAAGUUUGCUUUCAACUUUUGCAAAACAAUUGUUUAAGACAGCAUGCAAAUAUAAAACAAACAAAAGAAUGAAUGUGAGCUAAUUAAAACCGCUUUCAGAUAAGGGACAUUAGGUUGCUUGUACAAUUGAUGUUUGUUUGAUAAUAUGUCAAGAUACAUUAAUCAUGUCUUUGUGAAAAAUGUUUUUAUCAUUAGGUAACAAACUACAUAUUUACACACCAUGGUGAUGUAUUAAAUAAUGUAUAGAGUUAGCAUGGGUGGUAGGUGACACAUGUGUAUAUAUCUCAAUCUGUUUAUAUUUUUCUGAACUUUUUAGUCUGUUAUUGAUUUAUUGUUAUAAAGUCUAGCUCUUAGAGAAAAUAUGACUUCUUUGUUGAUAUUGUAAAAUCUUAAGAGGUAAUUCAGUGAAAUGUCAAUUUCUCAUCUAGAGCCAAAAUAAUGUAGAUACAUGGUUGAAAGAAUUUUCAUGGAAUCUGAAUACAUGUAUUUUAAAACUUUUAAUUAUUUGCUUUGAAUAUUCCUUUAAAUAACUGUUGAGUUUUAUUGUGAUAAAAAAUUCAUCUGUUGUACCUUUUACCCUACUCUACAUGAGUUAUUUUAUCCCAUCCACCCAAUGUUGUAUUGCACCAUGUUCUAUGUAGAUGUACAUAUUGCCAUUAAUACAAUCAGGCUGGAUUUUUGUACCAGUUCUUUCAUUAUAACCUUUAUUCAUGUUAUAUGUGUAUCAAACCUUUUAUGAAUGAUGACGGUUCUAAUACUUUAUAAUAAAACUAGUCCAGUAUGGAAUAUAAA
Ylistrum balloti is the source of this 6057-nucleotide messenger RNA. RefSeq lists its product as uncharacterized. The record is from RefSeq and is a predicted model, not a curated record. Gene Ontology annotation, molecular function: signaling receptor activity. Lineage: Eukaryota; Metazoa; Mollusca; Bivalvia; Pectinida; Pectinidae. The transcript is spliced from 7 exons. The coding region runs from base 13 to 1608 and encodes 531 amino acids.